GUGUUGCUCAACAUUGUAUUUUAACUUUAUUUACAGCAUUUCGACUUUUUUUCUCGAAAUUGUAUCUCGACUUUAUUCUCGUCAUUUCAACUUUUUUCUCAAAAGUCCAUAAUGAAUUUUAUCCCCCCUCCUCUUAUUAUUUUUUUCUCCUAUCCUCUUCGGUAGGAACAACGAAUCUGUGAAUAUCUUUCCAUUUUUAAAGAACACAAAAAGUUGAUUUUAUUCUCUCAUUUCGACUUCGUAUCACAACUUUAAUCUCGACAUUUCGACUUUAUUCUCGAACUGCAUGAAAAAAAAAUCGUCUCAUUAUUUUUCCCCCCUACCUGGCCCCAAUCCUCUUCCGUAAAGUAUUUUUUUUUACCACAUGGAUAAAAUUAACAUAUCUCCAUGACUGUUUCCCACACAUAAAACACCUGUGUUAUAUAAGCGAGCGGCUCAGAGGCUCAUUGGUUGCCGGAGAGCUGCUUGUGUGGGAAAGUCUGGUGUGAGGAGGCAUCUGUCCUUGGGAAGCGGAGAUGUAUACCUUCUUCUUUUUCUUUUUUUUUGUGACUGUUCCAUAUUUUUGUCACGAUUCAUUUCAUGUCACCCGAGGGUGCUUGUGUGUAACGGCGGUGCACACACUCACAGUUUGAACCCCUUUUAACUUUCUCUCCGGGAAACCCCUCGGGAUUACGCAAAGGACUCUCCACAGCGCGCACACGAAGAAGAAGAUAAGAAUUUUCUAGUCUGCGAGUCCCAAUGCUGCUGAGAGAUGUCAAGUGAUUCCGAGAGAAGUAUAGACGCGUUUUCUAGUGUGGAGUUUUGUUUUUUCUAACCGUGUUUGUCCGUGGAUGACAUUUUCUCGGAUUUACAAUGAGCGAGGACACCUAAACGGGGCGCCUCCUGCUGGGAUCGAACCUGCAACCUUUCAGUCGCAGCACAGACUCUUCAGCAAAUAGACGGCUCAAACAACCUGUAUCACACCCACAGUAUGGAUUACACCACGUUCCAAAUCCAUUCAACAACUUUUCUCUUGCUAUGGAUUUAAUCUGGUGGAAACUGUGACUCCUAUACACGUUUUUUUUUUUUAUCAUGACUUUCAUCUUUACGUGCACCCCAGCCAUGCAUCCGGUGGCUUAGUGGGCUUUUUCUCUUUUCACACGUUUCCAUUAACAUUUCAGAUCCUCCGUACACUUAAAAGAGUUGUAGCCUAAAUCUCGUCGGCUCUCAUGGGACUGAGGCAUUCCUCGCGUUGUUUGCUGCUACGGCGGAAGAUGGCGGAGGCGGACAGCUCGGAGCGGCAACAGCCUGUCACAUCCCCCCUCUCUCAGUCUGCCCAGCCCUCCCCACUGCCUAAACCAGUGCCUACUACCCACCAUGUGCCCUGCGCCCCCCAUACGCCUCAUGUAGCAGCCCUGGCCAGCUGUCCUGGUCGAGGCAAGAUCGCCAAGUUCCUCAGCCCGGAGGAAAUGACAUCGCGGGACUACUACUUUGACUCUUAUGCCCACUUUGGCAUCCAUGAGGAGAUGCUGAAAGACGAGGUGCGGACGCUGACCUACCGGAACGCCAUGUACCACAACAAGCAUGUGUUCAAAGAUAAAAUCGUCCUGGAUGUUGGGAGUGGCACCGGGAUCCUCUGCAUGUUUGCCGCCAAUGCCGGCGCCAAACACGUGUACGGGAUUGAAUGUUCAAGUAUAUCUGAAUAUUCAGAGAAGAUCAUCAAGUCCAAUCACCUCCACAACGUCAUUACCAUCUUCAAGGGCAAGGUGGAGGAGGUGGAGCUGCCUGUGGAGAAGGUGGACAUCAUCAUUUCGGAGUGGAUGGGCUACUGCCUCUUCUACGAGUCCAUGCUCAACACCGUCAUCUUCGCCAGGGACAAGUGGCUGAAACCUGGAGGCCUGAUGUUCCCCGACCGAGCAGCUCUCUACGUGGUAGCCAUUGAAGACAGGCAGUACAAGGACUUCAAGAUUCAUUGGUGGGAAAACGUGUACGGGUUCGACAUGAGCUGUAUUCGCAACGUGGCCAUCAAAGAGCCUCUGGUAGAUGUGGUAGAUCCCAAGCAGGUGGUGACUAACGCCUGCCUCCUCAAGGAAGUGGACAUCUACACUGUGAAGCCAGAGGACCUGUCCUUCACCUCAGCCUUCUGUCUGCAGAUCCAGCGCAACGAUUACGUCCACGCCCUCGUCACCUACUUCAACAUCGAGUUCACCAAGUGUCACAAGAAGACUGGCUUCUCCACUGCUCCAGAUGCUGCCAGCACACACUGGAAGCAGACAGUGUUUUACUUAGAGGACUACUUAACUGUCAAGAAGGGAGAGGAGAUCUUUGGCAGCAUCGCUGUCAGGCCCAAUGAGAAGAAUGUGCGUGACCUGGAGUUCACCCUGGAGCUGGACUUUAAAGGACAACUAUGUGAGGCCGCCAUUUCCCACGACUAUAAAAUGCGUUAGGAAAGAAGAUGAACCAACCAGCUACCCUCAGCUCCUCUCGACGCACUCGGAGAGGGGGACGACGGACGCGGGCUCUCCAACAAGCAUUCCAGUUGGCCGGCGAGGGCGACCACACCCAUCUGAUUGGAUGCCAUCACGCCAGCACCUUUGUGAUGUCAUCAGAAUGGGCAAGUAUCGAUCAGCAAUAGUGCCAUCGCCUGUACCAACUUGAUCGACCCGGGCGCAUCGUUGAAUGUAACAUCCUAAAUGAACUUGAUUUCCUUUUCUCUCUCUCACUAGUUUCUGGAAAUUGUAUCGUUUCAAGUAAAAAAAAUGAAAAGCAUUUACGAGUCUUUAUAUUGUUAGUGCAGCUAAUUGGAAAGCAUUGAUCUGCGUGAUGUCCAGAAGGUUCCAGCACAGUCAUCUGUUUUUCUUUUUAGUCAUUUGUUAAGAUUUAUUUGUUGUAUAGGUGCAGUAAUCAGUCGUAUCUUAUUUUGUUUAUUAUUUGCAUGUGAAAGUUUCUUUUUCUUUUUUGCUUCAUUGAUUUCAGAAAAGUGUGAAAAUGUAAUUUCUUUAUUUCUUUAAAUGAGGAUCAUUCAGAACAAAUGUACUUUGGUGCCAGAAUAAAACAGAACAAUGCCUCAAGAAGAGUAACAAACAAACAAACAAACAAACAAACAUGUCAUGUAUCACUUUGUUAUGAUCAAGAUGAUGAAUAACAUUUCAAAAGAAUCUGA
Messenger RNA from Centropristis striata (black sea bass), 3142 nucleotides. It is a transcript of the gene prmt8b, whose product is annotated as protein arginine methyltransferase 8b. The record is from RefSeq and is a predicted model, not a curated record. The transcript is spliced from 10 exons. NCBI's taxonomy places the organism in Eukaryota, Metazoa, Chordata, Actinopteri, Perciformes, Serranidae. Gene Ontology annotation, molecular function: protein-arginine N-methyltransferase activity. Bases 1209 to 2426 code for a protein of 405 amino acids. Gene Ontology annotation, cellular component: plasma membrane. Gene Ontology annotation, biological process: peptidyl-arginine methylation.